This is a messenger RNA of Erigeron canadensis, 983 nucleotides long. Its product is annotated as germin-like protein 9-3. The record is from RefSeq and is a predicted model, not a curated record. NCBI's taxonomy places the organism in Eukaryota, Viridiplantae, Streptophyta, Magnoliopsida, Asterales, Asteraceae. The transcript has a single exon. The coding region runs from base 233 to 850 and encodes 205 amino acids. Gene Ontology annotation, molecular function: manganese ion binding. Gene Ontology annotation, cellular component: cell wall.
AGAUGGUGAUAAUACACAUGGUUUAAUAAGAACGUUAAAUAACAAGGAUGGCCGGCAAGCUUAAACCUGCAGUUUGCAAAUGUGUUACUACAGACAAGGGGUUCACCAACAUUGUAUAUCCCAAACAAGAUCAUUGUAGUUCCCAUCAGUCUUUACAUGCCUAUAAAUUGGCAUUUAGUAGUAGUAUCCUAAAGCAAAGGCUCAUCGUUUUCAUUUUAUCUUUUUAACAACCAUGAACACCAAGUUCUUUAUAGCAGCCCUCAUACUUGCAACUCUCCAUGGAUCAAUGGCUGGCGAUCCUGAUAUUCUCUCAGACUUCAUAGUACCUUCAAGCAACACAACUGUGGAUGGUAACUUUUUCACAUACACAGGUAUGCGGGCGCUAGUUGGGUCCCUGGAUUCUAAAGAUUUCAAGGUUCUAAAAGCAAGCAUGGCCGAAUUCCCAGCUCUAAAUGGUCAAAGUGUGUCUUAUGCCAUUCUUGAUUUCCCUCCCGGUUCAGUCAACCCUCCCCACACACACCCACGAGCGUCUGAACUUCUGUUACUUCUAGACGGAUAUUUAGAAGUUGGGUUCGUCGAUACCACCAAUAAACUUUUCACUCAGACCCUACAAACAGGUGACAUAUUUGUGUUCCCAAAGGGGCUUAUUCAUUUCCAGUAUAACGGUGAUCCCUAUAAUGUAGCGUUGGCCGCGUCUGCAUUUGGCAGUGCUAGCGCAGGAACUGUGUCGGUUCCAAAUUCGGUAUUUAACACUAGGAUUGAUGAUGAAAUGUUGGCUAAGUCUUUUAAGACGGAUGUUGUCACCAUUCAGAAAAUCAAGGCUGGGCUUUCUGGUAAGGUUGGAGCUUGAGACGGGGUUAUGAUUUGUGUUAAAAAGUUUAUAUAUAAAGUAUCUUUUUUGUUGUAAUGUUAGAAUGUCAAAACAAUGGACUAUUUAUCAUCGCUACUAAGAAUAAUGUUUUUAAAUGUUAUUACUUUUAGUU